AUGAACUGCCCAAGUACUGGCGGCGGCGUGACCCUGCGCGGCGGCAGAGGACCUCGCCAGGACCCCAUCCACGGUGGUCGGGCCAUUCGCAGACCUGACGGUGACAACGAGGGCAUCCGGCUGGGAGGUAGCGACGCCACCGAGCUAGACGGCAACGCUGAACCAGCCCGCCCCGAGCCCUCUGCAUCUGUAGUCCUCUCUUGCGCCCUGCAAUUGCCGACACCCAUAUCUACGAGUUCCGGCGUCACCCCCGGCGGCGACGGCGACCGCUUCUCCCAGAAGCGAGACGCCGGCCCGCACGCGUCUAGUUGCCUCCCUGCUGGGCUAUCGCCGUUGCUGGCAAACUCGCUUCGCUCACAUCACCACCGAAGAAACCAGCCUCUUGGCCUUGCCUCCGCCCCCGCAGCCCAGCAUGAUUUCAUCGGAGCACACCGCCCCGAGUUCUUCUCUCACCACCGUCAUCGUUCUCCUCCCUGUUCAUUGUGCGUGAGGAGCACGUACUCAGGCGAUGAGCCAUUCGUUCAGGUUAUGCUUCAAGCUAAAGUCACCGGGAGGAGUUUGGUAGGACGAAAUGCGAGCCUUCAAAACAAGGAGCGGGAGGCUAGAAUAAAGAAGCAGCUCAAGAAUCCUGAACUACCACCAUCUCCAUACGACACGGCAUGGGUUGCUAUGGUGCCCUUGCGGGGUUAUCCGAGGGCUCCACACUUCCCUCAGUGUGUCGAAUGGAUAUUGCAAAACCAACAGGACGAUGGUUCUUGGGGUAUCGGCGAAUUCGACUCAUCAACACACAAGUUUAUUCUCUUAUCCACAUUGGCUUGUGUUAUUGCACUCAAGAAAUGGAAUGUUGGCCCGGAGCACAUAAAGAGAGGACUACAUUUUGUUGGAAGAAAAUUAUCAUUCUCUAUAGAUGAGAAGAUUGCUGCUCCUAUAGGUUUCAAUAUUACUUUUCCUGGUAUGAUUAGCCUAGCCAUUGGAAUGGGCUUGGAAUUUCCUGUUAGGCAAACUAAUAUUGAUGGGAUUCUUAGCAUCCAGCAGAUUGAACUGAAAAGAUUUGCAGGGGAUAAAUCCGAUGGGAGAGAAGCAUACAUGGCUUAUGCUGCUGAAGGGUUAGGAAACCUGGUGGACUGGAAUGAAGUUAUGAAGUUCCAGAGGAAGAACGGAUCAUUGUUCAACUCUCCUUCCACUACUGCUGCUGCAGUAAUCUACUCUUAUGAUGAAAAAGCCCUCGGAUACCUAAACUUUCUCGUUAGCAAAUUUGGUAGCGCAGUACCAACAGUGUUCCCAAGAAAUAUAUCUUGUCAGCUUUCAAUGGUGGAUUCCCUUGAGAAGAUUGGAAUAUCUCAUCAUUUUUCUAGUGAGAUAAAAAGUAUCCUGGACAUGACGCACAGUUUAUGGCUACAGAGAGAUGAAGAAAUCUUGUUGGAUGUAGCAACAUGCGCAAUGGCGUUUCGUAUUUUACGGAUGAAUGGAUAUGAUGUUUCUUCAGAUGAGUUAUCCCAUGUUGCUGAAGCCUCCACUUUCAAUAAUUCACUUCAAGGAUAUCUGGAUGAUACAAAAUCUUUGUUGGAACUAUACAAGGCUUCAAGAGUUAGUGUAUCAAAAAAAGAAUUGAUCCUAGAUAACAUAGGCUACUGGUCAGGCAGCCUAUUAUUGGAGAAGUUGUGUUCGGAUAGGGUUCAUAGAGAGCCAAUGUUUGAGGAGGUGGAGUAUGCCCUUAAUUUUCCCUUUUAUGCCACAAUGGAACGGCUAGACCAUAGGAGGAACAUCGAACAUUUCGAUGUUAUGGGUUCUCAGAUGCUGAAGACAACAACAUACUUGCCAUGUCAUGUCAGCAAAGACCACCUUGCUUUGGCUGUUGAAGAUUUCACCUUUUCUCAGAUUAUUUACCAGGAUGAACUCUUGCAUCUUGAAAGUUGGGUGAAAGAGAACAGGCUGGACCAGCUACAAUUUGCACGGCAGGUGGUGACAUAUUGUUAUCUUUGUCCUUCCGCUACCAUAUUCCCUCCAGGACUAUCUGAUGCUCGGAUUUCUUGGGCCAAAAGUUCUAUACUCGCAACUAUUUCUGAUGACUUCUUCGAUGUUGCGGGAUCAAGAGAAGAGUUAGAAAACCUUGUAGCCUUAGUUGAGAAGUGGGACAAGCACCAAGAACUUCAGUUUUACUCUGAGAGAGUAAAAAUAUUAUUUUGUGCUAUAUAUACUACAGUAAAUCAGCUUGCAGAAAUGGCUUCUGCAGUACAAAACCGUGAUGUUAGCAAACACUUGAUAGAACUGUGGGUAGAUGCAUUGAGGUCUAUGAUGACUGAAGCAGAAUGGAUGUGGAGCCAAUAUUUGCCAACAAUGGAUGAGUACAUGACAAGUGCAAAUGUCUCCUACAUAUUGGGGCCUAUUGUGCUCCCGUCAUUGUACUUCGUUGGGCAAGAGCUUUCGGAGUCAGUUGUCAAAGAUCAAGAGUACAAUGAGUUAUUCAUGUUAAUGAGCACUUGUGGCCGUUUCCUGAAUGACACCCAAGGCUUUGAGAGGGAGGGGAGCCAAGGAAAAGUGAAUAGUGUUUCGCUACUUAUUCUUCAAAGUGGUGGUUCUAUGUCCACAAAAGCGGCUAAAAAGGCAAUAGAGGAAUCUAUAGCCUCGUGUCGAAAAGACUUGCUGAGGUUGGUUCUUAGGGAAGACAGUGUUGUUCCUAGGCCAUGCAAGGAGCUGUUCUGGAAGAUGUGCAAGAUAAAUCACUUGUUCUACUCUCAGAUUGAUGGGUUUAGCUCGCCAACAGCAAUGGUCGGUGCAGCAAAUGCGGUUAUCUAUGAGCCUCUCAAACUCCAAACUAGCAAUCCAUCAUCAGAUGUUAAAGUAGAAGAUUAG
This is a messenger RNA of Triticum aestivum (bread wheat), 2853 nucleotides long. Its product is annotated as ent-kaur-16-ene synthase, chloroplastic-like. Bases 1 to 2853 code for a protein of 950 amino acids. The record is from RefSeq and is a predicted model, not a curated record. The transcript has 16 exons. Gene Ontology annotation, biological process: diterpenoid biosynthetic process. Gene Ontology annotation, molecular function: terpene synthase activity; magnesium ion binding. NCBI's taxonomy places the organism in Eukaryota, Viridiplantae, Streptophyta, Magnoliopsida, Poales, Poaceae.